Molecule: messenger RNA, 1365 nt
Organism: Knipowitschia caucasica
Lineage: Eukaryota; Metazoa; Chordata; Actinopteri; Gobiiformes; Gobiidae
Source: the annotation of a GenBank genome assembly
AUGGAUCAGGCGGACACAGGGCUCCAGGGAGUCCCCGGGAGGAGAGAGCAGAGUGUCCCCGUCUCAGAGAUCUGUUCCCCGGCCUCAGAGCGCCAAGGAGUCUCCGGGAGGAUAGAGCAGAGUGCCCCUAUGUCAGAGCUCUGUUCAGCGGCCACAGAGCCUGGGAGGAGAGAGCACUCUACCCCGGACUCAGGUCCAGGACAGCGGGCACACAGCAGCUGUGACCCCGGGAGAAGCAUCAGCAGAGGAGUUGCAGACUUCCUGUGUCCGUCAGAGCGAUGGCGCCUGGAGAGAGAGGAGCCACACAGGGCGAACGAGCACACGAACGUUCUCUCAGACUCUGAGAACGAGGAGCCGAUCAGCAGAAGAAUCAGGAACAUCUCAGCGUUCAUCAGAAAAACCAGCAGCGCCCUCAGCAGGGGGGGUCAGAGGAGCCGCAGCUCGGAGCCUGUGGAGGAGAAGAAGACUGUGAAGGUUCUACUGCAGCCGACCAUACUACAGGUGGGGGCUCCACUUUCUCUCACCGCUGGGAUCCUCCUCUCCUCUGAGAACAGUCGUUCCGUCUCUGCUCCUCUUCCGCCUCUUCGCCGAUUGGCCUGGAGCGCCGUGAUGCCUGCCAGCCAAUGGGAGCGUGGCGUUGUGAUGCCCACCAGCCAAGGGGAGCGCGGUGCUUCCUCUCUGGUCCAAUCAGAGCGCUCAGUGAGCCCAGACAGUAACGACUCUAUCUCUGAGGAGCUGAACCACUUCAAGCCCAUCGUGUCCUCGCCGUGCACGCCGCCACGGCGCCUCGCAGACGGACGCAUUCAAGAGGCCACCGUCAUCAAAUCCACACCCAGGAACCUCCGCGGCAUGGGCGGAGCUACUGUGGGGGCGUGGCCUCAGAGCUCAGUGCUGAUGCAGAAGUGGCGUCAGAUCGAGUUGGACCGACAGCUGGUUACUGCGGCAAUGGAGCGACGUUGUGCCGUCUCCGUGGCAACGCUCACCAGCCCUGUCACCAACUCCAGGAACCAGAGAAGAAGAAAGUUCACCAGGGCAGAAGAAGUACCGCGCAAAGUCCACAAACCCCAUGGACGUCAUGAACCCGAUGCCCUGGAGGUUAGAUCCAACAGGAAACGUCAACACAGAGCGGUCCAGAGGCUUCGCCCACAGGCUAAUGAUAACGCUGUGGUUAAUGCUAAACCACGCUCUUAUGAUAAACUCAGUGCUAAAGCUAAUGCUAACGCUCAGGAGCGCGCCGACAGAGCGUUAGCGCUGCAGCUGCAGAGACAUUUCGACGGAGUCCCCGACCCUUACUUCUUGCGAUCAGCCAAUCAGAGCGCAGAGGGGCGGAGCCUGAGGCGGCGGCACCAGCGACAUAAAGACUAA